CGACGGCCCCGGGCGCCCGGCCCGAACCUGUCAGACCCGCGGAGCCGGCCUGGAGCUGCGGGCGCUGCAGGCGAGAGAUCGGGCCGUCCCCCGCGGCUCCGGGCCGAGCUGAGCAAGCCAGACCCACCGACCCGGCCGGGGGCGGGGAGAUGAGCGGCAGCCCUUCGGUGGCUCCCCAGAGAGACGCGCCGCCCCCUCGCGGAGCCGCGGCGCCUCCGAGCUGGCCCUGCGCCCCGCGCCGCCCGGGGCUUCGGAACUUGUGGGCUCCGAUGGAGCGCCUUUAAUCUAGAACGCGUUUCGUUUUCCACAGGAUGGGGAGGGACGCGCGGCCGUGCCACCGGGAGCUGGCGCUCCAGUGAAGCGGGAGCCCCGGCCGUCCGCCCGCCUGCGCGGAGCCGUUCGGCGCCGCGGCAGCGCAGCCUCUGCCAUGGCCGGAUCCGGCGCGUGGAAGCGCCUCAAAUCUCUGCUGCGGAAGGACGAUGCGCCGCUGUUUUUAAAUGACACGAGCGCCUUUGACUUCUCAGACGAAGCGGGGGAUGAGGGGCUUUCUCGGUUUAACAAACUUCGAGUUGUGGUGGCCGAUGACGGUUCCGAAACCCCGGAAAGGCCUAUUAACGGGGCGCACCUGGCCCUCCAGGCCGACGAUGAUUCCUUACUGGACCAGGACUUACCCUUGACCAACAGUCAGCUGAGUUUGAAGGUGGACCCCUGUGACAACUGCAGCAAACGGAGGGAGUUGCUGAAGCAGAGAAAAGUGAAAACCAGGUUGACCAUUGCUGCCGUUCUGUACUUGCUUUUCAUGAUUGGAGAACUUGUAGGUGGAUACAUUGCAAAUAGCCUAGCAAUCAUGACAGAUGCUCUUCAUAUGUUAACUGACCUAAGUGCUAUUAUACUGACCCUGCUUGCUUUGUGGCUGUCUUCAAAAUCACCAACCAAAAGAUUCACCUUUGGAUUUCAUCGCUUAGAGGUUUUAUCAGCUAUGAUUAGUGUGCUGUUGGUGUAUAUACUUAUGGGAUUCCUCCUAUAUGAAGCUGUCCAAAGAACCAUCCAUAUGAAGUAUGAAAUAAAUGGAGAUAUCAUGCUUAUUACUGCAGCUGUUGGAGUUGCCGUUAACAUAAUAAUGGGGUUUCUGCUGAACCAGUCUGGUCACCAUCAUGCCCAUUCCCACUCCCUGCCUUCAAAUUCUCCUACAACAGGUUCUGGGUGUAGACACAGCCAUGGGCAGGAUAGCCUGGCAGUGAGGGCUGCGUUCGUUCAUGCUCUGGGGGACUUGGUACAAAGUGUUGGUGUGCUAAUAGCUGCAUACAUCAUACGAUUCAAGCCAGAAUACAAGAUCGCUGAUCCCAUCUGUACAUAUGUAUUUUCAUUACUUGUGGCUUUUACAACAUUUCGCAUCAUAUGGGACACAAUAGUUAUAAUACUAGAAGGUGUACCAAGGCAUUUGAAUGUAGACUAUAUCAAAGAAGCCUUGAUGAAGAUAGAAGAUGUUCAUUCAGUGGAAGAUUUAAAUGUUUGGUCUCUCACUUCAGGAAAACCCAUGGCCAUAGUACACAUACAGCUAAAUCCUGGAAGUUCAUCUAAAUGGGAGGAAGUACAGUCCAAAGCCAAGCAUUUAUUACUGAGCACGUUUGGUAUGUAUAAAUGUACUGUUCAGCUUCAGAGUUACAGGCAAGAAGUGGACAGAACUUGUGCAAACUGUCAGAAUUCCAGUUCCUAAUUUUAGACAUGUCGGGGACGACUGCCUUCCUCACCCUGCAGUCAGAGACUUGAGAGCAAUAAACGCACACCAAAACGGGAAAGUGGGGUCCUGACAGCCGUGUCCAUGUCAGGCACCGGGCUCGCAGACAGUCGGCCUGAGAGUGCUCGUUUCUGUCGAAAGGUAAAAUGAGACCUCACCAUGAUUUUUAGAUGAAGAUGUUUCCAAAACACUGUUUACAGAACGAGAUGUGACUCUACAGAUACCUCAGAGAAGACAAUCCAAGAUGAUACUUCAUUAAAUACAACAGAGUGUAUGUCAUAAAGGAAGCAUCAAGAAUUCUGUAUUUGCAUUUAAAAAUCCUUUUUAAAGCCCAUUUUAUAUCAAACUCAUGCUGGAAAACUGAAUUUUUAAAAACAUAACCUUGACACUCAGCUUCUGGAAUUUGACACCCAACUCUCUUUUUACAGAAAUUAUUUCUCAACAGAUUUCAGAAAGUACUAGUAAUUAUCCAGAGUGGAAUAAGCAUGUAUUCCUAAGUGUUUCAGAAAUGUUUUUCUUCACAAAUAAGUCUUAAUGCUAUUGUUGUACCUUACAAACAAGUUUUUCCAAAUGUUAUAGGGUUUUGAAUCCCAAAGUUAAUGCUUUUGGUUAUUUGUAAUCUUAUCAGAACCGAAUCUUUGUCACUGUCAUUAAAUUGCUUAGGAAAUAUUUUCAGUAUUAUUCUGAAUGGCAGAAGUUAAUCUUAAAUUGAAAUUACUAUAUGAUAAUUUAAACAAAAUACAGACACAAGGAUGGGGUAUGAAGAGUCAGAUUUAAGUCUUCUUGAAACCACUUUUAUUGUUCAUAGAAUUUAUCUUAAGAACAGCAAGAGACUGCAAAAUGUAAACAAUGAUGCUCUGUCCUUGUAAGAACUGCCUUAUGUUUUAUACAGAAAGCUUGCCUGGUACCUUGCUUCCUGCCUUCAUACCAGUUAAUCUGUGUGCGCCCUUUCAGGGUGGAACUCUGGAGGGCUGAGGAUCAGAUUGUGAUACCCACCUCUUGCAUGUAGAUUAACUACAUUCCUCCAGAGAGAAUUUCUGUUUGAUGAUAUGGGUUAGGGAUUCUCCAUGGACUGCGGAAACCAUAAGAUAUAAUUUUGAGGUUUUCUAGUAAUACCAUAGCAGAAAAGCUGAAAGGGAUUGGGGGAAGAUAUUACUCUGAGAAGACAAAAAUUUUAAGGAUUUUUGACUCUGUGCGCGCGCGCGCGAGAGAGAGAGAGAGAGAGAGAGAGAGAGAGAGAGAGAGAGAAUGUGUGUGUGUGUGUGUGUGUGUAUGUUUCAAAGCACUGGAGUAGGAUGAACAUUAAAUCUGUGUAGUAGGGAGGCUAAGCAUAAGUCUCUAAACAGAAGGCAAUGUAAUCGGUAACAGUUGCAUUAAAGAGGCAACUGUGAAUAUUCAUGUUUCAUUUUGCAACUGUUGGUUUUGCUCUUAUCUUUGUGCAAGUUAGUAGUCCAUUUUCAGCAGAGGAUCAGAGUAAAGUAACAAUGUACCAGACCGGUUGUGAGAUGAAAUCUUAGAUCAGAAAACAGAUGACUUAAAAUUUAAGUAAAGAUUAUGAAACAGAUUUCAUCUUUAUACCAAGUACCUCACUGUAAGUAAACCUAAGAUAAAACCUGGGUUUACCUAAAAGAUUGUUAAGAGUUGAUGAUAUCCAACAAAAGGAUCAAUGGAGGUUAAUGGUACCUAAUAAAGCCCAGGGUUGGUUGAAUUGAAUUGCAAAUUUUAUAGAAUUCUUACCGUGAAUCCAUUUAAUGACAAUUAGAAUUUUUCAAAAAUUUCAGGAGCAUAUAAACUGUUUAAAUAAAAAAACACUCUUAAAUAUUGAAGGCAGGUAAGAAUAAAUGAGAGGCAUGUCAGUGCACAUCUGGGCAUUUAUGGCUUUGUGCAUCUAGCAAGAGAAAGGAAGAGAAUGUACAUUAUGUGGCAGUGAAUAUUCCCAGGUCUGCAGUUGCUUCCCGUAUCUACUGAGCUCGUUUCUCGUAGACUUUCCUUUAUCUUAAGUAGAUAUGCCUAACUUUUCAUAUCAACUAGUUCCUUGAAAAAUUAUUGGGUAAAAGUCUAAAAUCCAUUUGAGGAUUGGAAAGGAUACCUUUGGAAAAUGCGUAAACACUGAAAACUUUUGUAAAUCUUAAUUACUGUGUUCUAUUUAAAUUGGGUACACAAAGUUUUCUGUGCUUUUUUUUGUAGCAAGAACUACAGAUUUUGUACUUUACUGGGUCUGUGAGAUUUGAUAAUUGAUAGGUUUAACUUUUUGUAACUAGACAAAAACUGCCCAGAAGGGUGUGCAUUUAGCAGAUGCAAGCAGGGACCGCCCAGCCUCUGACACACAGCCAUUGUUCUGCCCUCCCGCACCACACCCGCGGCACCAGUUCCACCCCUCCGCCAGCUCGGAGAGCAAGGGCGUUCGUGUAUCACGGUUCGUUUUGCUCUGGCAGAACAGAUCAUAACAUAAACACUGGGCAGCUCUUCAGCGAGACAUGUUUUAAUUAAUAUUCGCAAAUGAUCGAAGUUGCGUACAUAAACCUGUGUUUCACAACUCUGGCCAGAUGUAGCCUUUUGAUUUAUUUUAGGAAAAGGCCUAUUGUUUGUUGAUGACCAUGCUGCCUUAGAAAUACAAUGUGGGGAAUGUAGUUGAACAAGGCAUAUUUCAGAGAGCUUUGAAAUGCAGAACCAGAAGUGGCUGUAAUUCCCACAUACAUUUUCCAUUAGCUAUGCCUGUGUAACGUGAGCCCAGAUUCUCACAACCUGCAGCUUCCAUCAGUGUUGUUUGCCAACUUACUGGAUUUCUUAGUUUUCUUAUUCUUUUUCAACACUGGAUGCUUUAUUUCCAUUUUCUAAAACAGUGUUUCCUGAUUUUAGGAGUCUCGGUGUUCUGGUUCUGUCUCCCGAACCCAGAUGUCUCCACUGACAGUGUUUAUCUUUCGUAGAAUUUUCCCAGAAUAGACAUAGAUGUGAACUCCCCUUUUAUUUUAAUGUGAGGAAAAACCAUCUUUCAGAGACAAUGCACCAUUUAUAAAAGUGUUUCUAGGUGGGGAAAACCUUUUUUUAAAAGCUGGUUGUUCCUGAUCCAGGUCCUUUGCUCACUGAGUAAGGGCAAUGGAAAUAGACCACGCACAGGGGAAAUCAUUGUUAGUUAGACUCCGGCUUGUGCUUCUCCAACAGCCACUCUUACUAUUUAGAAGAGAUAAUCAUUCGCUUCCUAAGCAAGCACAAUUAGCUAAAUUUAUUUUCUUUUUAUGCAUUUAUAUUAAUUGGUUCAUCAUAAAGAAUAAGAUAUUCUUACAGAAUUUGAGCCCCUUUAAAAUAAGCUUUUAGGCAAUUUUUUUAUUGACUGUACCUUACAUACAGUAAAUUUAGAGUUACAGAAUAUGUUCAUAGGUAUACGAUUAGUUCACUUGAUUCAGUUUGUCUUUGAACCACACUUAACUCAUGAGCCAUUGAGUAUUAGUCACAAAUGAAUAGUGACACCUUGCUGUAUGCUGUGUUGAGAGGAGGCAGUUCUGAUCUCCACGUCACUGAUUAAGCUUCAUAGCUUUCUAAUCAAAAUACCAUUUGCAAACUCGAACUGCAGAUCUGUUAUGUGAGUCCCCCAAGGCAGGGCUUCAGAUUUGUUUUACAGAUCAGCAAUCAGGGAUGUUAUUCGUGGUGUUGGUAGGAGCACAGACGUUGGAGAGAAGAAAUUGUGGGACUUCCGCAGUAUUGAAUCGUGCAUGUGCAUUCAGGCCAGCCUGUCACUGAAUUCUGGCUGACAGAGGGUUUAGCCUGUUCUUUUCAUCAUACUGUGAGGACCUACGAACGGUUUCUGAUUUUCUGCAAGAUUGGAAAACAUUUAUGGAGACUUUCUCUGACAGUGUCAAUUUAAAUACUGCAAUUAAAACUUUCUGAAAUAACUGCAGCCGAAAAUUGGAAUGUGCCAGUGUGUCUGCUUUGCACCUGGAAGAUACUGUGUAUCUGGAAAGCUGUGUUUCUCUAAGUAAAUACAUUUUAUUAAGUAAGCCAUAUCACAGUUUUAAUAAAUUGUAUAUACUUUUACAUAUACCCCUUCAGAAACCAGUAUUUUGCAUAUGAUUGAUUUUAGAAAGUUUUUGAAGCUGGUGUUUGUCCAUGUAAUUUAAAAAUCAAAGUAUAGUAUAUGUAUAUGUACUGUAUUUGCAACUUUUAAAUUGUAAUUUCCUGUACAAUUAUGAAAUAAAGUAUUGUUUUGUCAUGUGGUUUAUUAAAAAAUAGAAAUGUACAGUCCCUUAAAUUAAA
This is a messenger RNA of Pteronotus mesoamericanus, 5989 nucleotides long. It is a transcript of the gene SLC30A4, whose product is annotated as solute carrier family 30 member 4. Gene Ontology annotation, biological process: response to zinc ion; zinc ion transmembrane transport. Gene Ontology annotation, molecular function: zinc ion transmembrane transporter activity. NCBI's taxonomy places the organism in Eukaryota, Metazoa, Chordata, Mammalia, Chiroptera, Mormoopidae. The coding region runs from base 428 to 1717 and encodes 429 amino acids. The transcript is spliced from 7 exons. Gene Ontology annotation, cellular component: plasma membrane. The record is from RefSeq and is a predicted model, not a curated record.